Merops nubicus (carmine bee-eater) is the source of this 1208-nucleotide messenger RNA. It is a transcript of the gene MAP2K5, whose product is annotated as mitogen-activated protein kinase kinase 5. Gene Ontology annotation, molecular function: protein binding; protein kinase activity; ATP binding. The transcript is spliced from 21 exons. The annotation marks the transcript as partial. Gene Ontology annotation, biological process: protein phosphorylation. The record is from RefSeq and is a predicted model, not a curated record. NCBI's taxonomy places the organism in Eukaryota, Metazoa, Chordata, Aves, Coraciiformes, Meropidae.
GAUGUCAUCGGUCAGGUUUUGCCAGACACAACAACAACAGCAUUUGAGUAUGAAGAUGAGGAUGGUGAUCGGAUCACUGUCAGAAGUGAUGAAGAAAUGAAAGCCAUGCUGUCCUAUUAUUACUCCACUGUAAUGGAACAGCAAGUAAAUGGACAGUUAAUAGAGCCUCUUCAGAUAUAUCCAAGAGCCUGCAAGCCUCCUGGGAAACGGAACAUACAUGGCCUGAAGGUAAAUACACGAGCAGGGUCUGCUAAUAAUAGCAGUUCGGCGGUCUCGGAUUCCCUUCCAAGCAAUAGCUUAAAAAAGUCUUCUGCAGAGCUGAAGAAAAUACUUGCAAAUGGCCAGAUGAAUGAACAAGACAUACGGUAUCGAGACAUCCUCGGUCAUGGCAAUGGAGGCACGGUCUACAAGGCAUAUCACGUCCCCAGUGGAAAAAUACUAGCAGUAAAGGUCAUACCCUUAGAUAUAACACUGGAACUCCAGAAGCAGAUAAUGUCAGAGUUAGAAAUUCUUUAUAAGUGUGACUCAUCGUACAUCAUAGGAUUUUAUGGUGCUUUUUUUGUAGAAAACAGAAUUUCGUUGUGUACAGAGUUCAUGGAUGGGGGUUCUUUGGAUGUUUAUAGAAAAAUUCCAGAACAUGUACUCGGAAGGAUAGCAGUAGCUGUUGUGAAAGGCCUUACCUAUUUAUGGAGUCUAAAGAUUUUGCACAGAGAUGUGAAGCCAUCUAACAUGUUGGUGAACACACGAGGCCAGGUGAAGCUGUGUGACUUUGGGGUUAGCACACAGCUGGUGAAUUCUAUAGCCAAGACGUAUGUUGGAACAAAUGCUUAUAUGGCGCCUGAGAGGAUUUCAGGAGAGCAGUAUGGAAUCCAUUCAGAUGUUUGGAGUUUAGGGAUUUCCUUCAUGGAGCUUGCUCUUGGGAGGUUUCCAUAUCCUCAGAUUCAGAAAAACCAGGGAUCUUUAAUGCCUCUCCAGUUAUUGCAGUGCAUUGUUGAUGAGGAAUCGCCCGUCCUUCCAGCCGGGGAGUUCUCUGAGCCAUUUGUACACUUCAUCACUCAAUGCAUGAGAAAGCAACCAAAGGAAAGGCCAGCACCUGAAGAUUUAAUGGGCCACCCCUUCAUCGUGCAGUACAACGACGGGAACGCGGAGGUGGUGUCCAUGUGGGUGUGCAGGAUGCUGGAGGAACGGCGCUCCACCCAGGGGCCACA